UGAAAGAUUUAACAGAAAAAAAACAAAUUAUAUAUUUAUUUUAAACUAUAAUUAAGUAUAGAAAGUGAGAGAGAGAGAGAUAAUUAAUUAAUUAAUUAAUAAUAAAUAAUAAUAAUGUUAUCUAGUACAAUUACUAGUAGAUUAGUGAUUGUAUUUAUACUAGCUAGUUUUACAUCGAUAAUUGUUCAUGCUAAUCUAAUAAUAUCGCAAACUGCUGAUCCAGCUAAUCAACUAGCUAAACACCCAACUAUAGACCCACUAACAACACCCACACCCACUCCUACACCUACACACCCACCAACAACAAACAAUGAUAGCAAACAUAGGCAACACAUUGAACAUAGAUUACGUGUUAAACACGUAUUGUGUUCAACAGUUGACAAUAAAAUCAAUACCACUGUAAUCAAUGAUUUCAAUAAAUGUAAGCAAAUAUUGGAUGAAAAUAAUAAAGAAAAUUUGCCGAUAAUUACCGAUUUUAUUAAAAAAGUAAAACAAUUUAACUAUGAAUGCGCUAAUGAUAACAAUGAUGUCAAUCAAAAUACAACUGUCAAACACGUAUUAAAUACCUAUAGUAUAGGCAAUCGUGUUGACCUCAAUGACACCCAUGUCAAGGCGGCCAUAUUGAAUUUUUGUUCCGAUACGUUUACCCAGUGUAAUCAAUUAAAAGUUAAACAAUAUUUUCAAGCUAAUCCCAAACUAGUAGCUGAAUUUAGUAGCGAUAAUGUUAAAAAAAAUUUAAUUAAUCUAACAUCAUCGGAUCAAUUUUAUGCAUGUGAGUUAAAGGCAUUGGGUAUCGGACAACAACAACACUAGACCUACACACACUCACACACACACACACACACACACACACCAAACACACAACAAUUACCAAUAAUAUUAUUAUAAUAAUAACAAUUUAAAUAACUAA
Oppia nitens is the source of this 910-nucleotide messenger RNA. RefSeq lists its product as uncharacterized. NCBI's taxonomy places the organism in Eukaryota, Metazoa, Arthropoda, Arachnida, Sarcoptiformes, Oppiidae. The coding region runs from base 115 to 813 and encodes 232 amino acids. The transcript is spliced from 3 exons. The record is from RefSeq and is a predicted model, not a curated record.